Messenger RNA from Gryllus bimaculatus (two-spotted cricket), 2535 nucleotides. The record is from the annotation of a GenBank genome assembly. NCBI's taxonomy places the organism in Eukaryota, Metazoa, Arthropoda, Insecta, Orthoptera, Gryllidae.
AUGAUUGGAUUGCGACGCCCUCGACGCGCCGCGGCGCCCCGCCGCGCGCCGCAAAUAGGCUUUAGUGCGCGGAAGAGGCGCGCGUCGCGACGCCGCCUCCGCCCCACGCCGCCCUCCGCCAGCCACGCCCUCGCUUCGCCUCCCCGCGCCCGCCCCCGCCACCCACGCCAUGCCCCGCCCGUCCACGGCCGCCACCCACGUCGCGCCAUACCCCGCACGACCACCCUCAGCAAGCCACGCACCCUCGCUUUCGCCUCCCCGGCCCUGCCCCGCCACCACGCCAUUGCCCCGCCCGUCCACGGCCCGCCACGCCACGUCGCGCCAUACCCCGCCACGCCACCCUCCGCCCAAGCCACGCCCUCCACUUCGCCUCCCGCGCCCUGCCCCGCACCACGCCAUGCCCCGCCCUUCCACGGGCCCGCCACGCCACGUCGCGCCAUACCCCGCCCCACCGCCACCCUCAGCCAAGCGUACGCCCCUCACUUGCCUCCCGCGCCCUGCCCCCGCCACCCACGCAACCCCGCUUACCCACGCCAUGCCCCACACGCUCCUCCCCACCCUGCCCCCCCGUCCAGCUCCCACGCCACCCUCCGCCAAGCCACGCCCUCACUCGCCUCUCCGCGCCCCGCCACGCACCCCCGCACCGCGACAGCUCUCCGACCGCAAGAGUUAUGGAAUUUAUGCGCGAAAACAAGCUACGUGUGUGUAUGGGCAAGAGACAAUGACGCUCAGCAAGCGUCAGCGCAAGUCAAGCUGGCAGACUUUAAAGACCAGAUUAUAGUUAGAAGUUCCAAGAGCAUAGCUGGAAAGAAAGUUAAUAUAACACAACUUCUGACUCUGUGAGCAUAGAUAAGAAGGCAAAUAUCGACUGCCUUGUGGAAUUUCAGAAUAGUUAUGAUGACGCUUCAAAUACCAGUAACAGCACUUUUAUUUGUCAUGAUGUUUCACCAGCCAAUUUUGGCAACCACGGAACUUCCAACUCUGUCGUGCGCUGAAACUGCAGGCACAGAACUUGUUCUUCUUAAUGAGCCGUGCAACGUUAACGGAGAAAAGAUGGACUUUGCCUGUAUUGAGAUAUUACCCGCCAAUACUUUAAAACACACUACUAUAAUCAAGAAUUUCACAGUGACAGAGGAAGUGGAAACAGAAAACAGCCGCACAGACAUAACUUUCUGCAUUGCCAUGACAUCGCUUGAGAAGAAAAAUUUAAUGAGUGUUUUUAGUGGGAAAUUUCUGACGCUGAACAUGACUUUUGCCAGUAAUCUUUCAGUAGGGAUUCUCGUUGUGAAUAGGAACUGUUGGAGUUUUAAAGAACUAAAUUGUCAUCAUCGAGUGCUCCUCCGCUCGGACGUGAUGUCCAUGCCCCCGAUGGUGUACACGCCCAACUCCCGUUUCUUCUGGGACUUCUCCUUGCCUCUGCUGCAGGCCGGCACGGAGUGGGUGGAAACACUAAGUGUGACCGGUGAAGGACUGGCCAUCGACCCCAGGGUGCUGAACGGUCUGUCGGGCAGUGGGCUGCGCGAGCUGGUGGUGCGAGGCGGCAACUCCACCCCCUCCCCAGAAGACGGCCCCCAGCCGCGCCUCGACCAGCUGCCGCGCCUCCGCCACCUGGAGAUCACGCACUUCAACGUCCACCACCUCCUGCAAGGAUGUUUCAACAAUUCUCUCGCAAUCGAGCAUCUUCUCCUUAGUGGAAAUCUUCAAGAUAUACCAGAUUGUGUCCAUCGAUUAAAAAAUCUGAGAACCCUUCUCAUCGAGUCGAAUUUCGAAGCCUUUCGUUUCACCCCAACGACGCUGGAAGGCUUGCUUCUCCUGGAUAAUUUAACUCUCUCCAGAAGUCGAAUCAUGGAUUGGCAUGAACAGCUGCCAAUUCUACCAGCACUGAGAACUCUUACAAUUUCGAAGUGCGGGCUUGCUUCUGUUCACUCAUCUCCUUUGGUACUGCCAUCUUUAGAACACCUUGAUCUAAGCGGAAACAAUAUAGAGACAAUACCUGAAUCCACACUCCAUCAACUUCUCCACCUCAAAGUUAUUGUUCUCAAUGAUAACAAGCUCAAGACUUGGCCCACUUUACCAAAGAUUCACUUUUUGCAUGUUCACAUGUCUAACAAUUUACUUAAUGACAUUGUGAACCUCGGUAAACAAGGAAUAACCGUAGACAACCUAGAUCUAUCUAAAAACGUAAUUGAGCAAUGGAGCGAUUCUAAUGUAUUUGCUUCUUUGCGACGCUCGUUAAGAAAUAUUACACGUAAACCGAAUUCUACAGUUUUAGUGCAUUGGCCGUGGGUUCCCAAUGUAAAUCUUUCCUUAAACCGUAUCACGGCUUUCUCUCCAAAGAUGUUGAAGUCGUUAGACGACCUCUUUAAAGUCGAUAUUGGAGGCAAUGAGCUGGAUUGUCUCGACUGUCAAACGCCUGACUUGCAGAAGUGGCUGACUACCACAAAGACGAAGGUGCGUCUGUCGGGCGCGCGCGGGCCCGUGCGGUGCGGCGCGCCGCCGGCGCUGCGCGGCUUCCCGGUGGCCGCGGCGACGCCG